AUGAGUGACCAACAGGCGAUUCAACCUGUGGUUGUCUCGAUCAGAUUCCCUCACAAAAAGCAGGAAGUUCAAUUGAAAAUCGCAAAAAAUGCAAGCGUUCAAUUAGUGCAUGAUGUACUUCAAUUCACUCCCUCGACGAAAUACUUGACAAACUUCGACCUGUACCUGAAUGAGAAAGUCCUCUCCGGAUCUGAAUUAAUUUCGAACAUUACCAAUUCAGAAUCUUUGAAACUUGUAGCGAAGUUUAGGCCUUACACAGUCAGGGAAGCUGUAAGACAUCUUUUUACAGUACGGGACUUCAUUGGAUUUGCCUCCGAAACCGAGGAUGGUAUAUCCCAAUUUGCGCUUUCAACCGGCACUAAGUUCUCUGAUAUGCCAUUGACCUCGGUUAAGGAACAAAAGGCCAAUGAAUCAGCUGCUAAUGGCGAUGAUUCUCAGGAAGAGAAGCCAGAGAAAUCACUUGAUAUGUCAGAUGAAGAGAAGAAGCAAUUCGACCAUGUCGUUCGUGAACUUUUAACGAAAAGUGUAGGCGUUACCGAACUACUUAAAACGAGAAGCAAUGUCGUCACUCCAUGUGUUCGUUCCCUUGCACUCUCCAGUUUCAACCCUGUUCCUGCAUUUUACAGAACGAAAGGCCAUUUACUAUAUUUACAGGUUGUUACUCUGGAAGGUGAAACUUUUCACAUUACUGCAGCUACAUCUGGAUUUUAUGUCAAUAAGUGUAGCUCUUACAAAUUUGAUCCAACGCCAAAGGAUGGUUGCCCUAUUAACGUAUCCCUUUUUGACUUAAUUGCUACGCACUCCAAAAAGUUUGCCGAUCAUAUUCAGGCAUUGGACGAAAAGCUUGGCAAAUUAGAAACCAUCAACUAUGCCAGACCAACAACCACAUUUCUAAAUAAGCCAUGGUUGGUUUCAACAACACCCUCAAUUAAUGGUGAUUAUGCUCGAUUGCAGCUAAAUGAGUUGGAUUUUAGCGCAGAGAGAAAUUUUAACGACGAAUUCCAAGCCAUAAAGGACAUUCCAGCUAGUGACUUCCAAUCACGAGUUGAUUCAGAAAAGUUAAUCGCUAAGGUUAGUCAUGAAUUCACGGAGGCCUCCGUUGCAGGUGCAAUGUCAAUUUUCUACGAGGAUAUGGUUCCAAUGAAUCCAGAAGCGCCAAGGGAAGAGCAAAUUUAUUUGAAGGACAACAUAUUUUACUCAUUUGUUUCCGAUAUCAAUGGUACUUACAGUAAUGUGGGUGGUGAUGAAGCUGCCUUUGCAGCUUCAAACCAGGAUUUACACACCAUUAAGCUACUUCACCGCGUUAAUUUAACUGAAAUUCGCUUCUUGUUAACUACAAUUAUCGAUUUUGCCGGCCAUCGUUUAUUAGCUCAAACUCCAGUUCCAGGUCUCUUGAAUGCAAUGGGAACUAUAACCAAAAAAGAUGCUACUGGAAAAGAGUCAAGCGAAGACCUCCCUAGUGAUGUCACAGUUUCUUACGGUUUGGAGGAAAAUAGCGGAAAGAUUCUUGAAAAUCAAGAAUUCAAUGACGCCAUCGAUUCAUUUGCCAAGAUUUUCCAUUUGAAGGAACAUGUUACUGGUGGUGCAAAGAUUAAGUUUUCUGGUCAAUCCAAAGGUAUCAUUGGAAGUGAUAAAAGAAAAUACAUCUUGGAUUUGGCAAACUCGCACCCCUUUGAUGUGGAGUUCGCACGCCAAUAUUAUGAUGGAAUUCCUGCUGCAGAUCGUUAUCCACAUAGACAAACUUUGAUUCGUCAUGAGCUAAUUGAAAAAUGGUGGAUCACUAAGGCCGAGCAAGCUGGUGCCGAUAUCGAAAAGGCCUUCGAAUCGAAUGAGUUUUCCUUCAAUCCUGAUGCAUACUAUGCCGAGGGGAUCGAAGAUCCAGUUGUCGAGGAGAUUUCUAAAUAUUUGUCCAGUGAAGUUCUACCAAACGUAGUGAGAGAUUACGCUGCUGGAAAUUUAACCGCGCCCUAUGAUGGUGAGCAUCUGACUCAGUCACUGCAUAAGAAUGGUAUCAAUAUGCGUUACUUGGGUGAAGUGAUUUCUUUGACGGAAAAGGAAUUGCUAGUUCAAAUUGAGCAGCAUGAAAAGAAACUUAAGGAAGUCGAGAAAGAUAAUCAAGACCAUGAAGCUUGGGAAAAAGAAUAUUUGUUGAAAAUCGAGAAGCUCAUCAAAGAAAGACAAGAAAAGAUUAACAAGUAUGUUCAAGCUGGCCAGGAAGUUCCAAAAGAAUUGGCUGAAAAUUUGAAACUUGACGAAAAUGAGAUUAGAAAGCCUACUAAAGGUGAACCUCAUAUGGUUAAUAGAGACCAACUAUAUUGUCUACUCAAUGUGUCUCAAUUGGAAAUCAUUUCCCGUUCUCUCAAGCACGUUCUCAGAAGAUACUCCAAGGAAUUGCCGGUAUCUGUUGUACCAAGUUUGAUCUCCUACUUCUUCAAUCUACUAUUUGGUGUUACUUACAAUGAUCACCCUCAAGUUGAAUUUUCAGAUAGCUUCUACUCAAACGGUAGCUUCUCGUUCACCAAGGUCACACGUGAGAGUUUGGUCAACGAAAUUACUACCCAAGCCAAGCUUCGUUUCCGUUUUGAAUUAACUAAUGAUGUUUUCGAAAAAUUUUCCAGAUCACCUUUAGCACUAAUUAGAUCUGUUUCCAAAAAAUUUGGUAUUCAAAUUUUAAACAAAGACUACUUCUACACUAAAGAUGAAUUCGAAGAUUACAAACAGAGCCAAGAUAAGAAAAUUAGAAAUAAGCUUGUGGCUCCUACUAGCACUUUUUCACCGGAUGACUUGUUAGUUAUCCCAAUUAUAAAAGGGGGAGACUACCAGUCAGUUGUUGGGGAUGACUUCUGGAAUCAAGGUGCUGCUUUGCUUGGUGAAAAACAAGAAGAGGGCUUGGCAUUAUUAACCCAAGCUCUAGCCAUCAAAGAAGAAGUCAAUGGAAGCAUUCACUCUUCUGCUGCGGAAUCUUAUUUGGCACUUUCCACCAUUUACCAUAAACUAGGUAAAGUAUCGGAAGCAGCUAUACUCUGCAGGAAGGCUUGCAUUAUCUAUGAAAGAGUUUUUGGUGUGGAUUCCUUCGAAAUGUUAAGAUGUUUGACCAAUUUGGCAAUAUUAGAAAUUGGUAAUGAAUCUCCUUACAAUGCUGCCGUUGUGCUACAGAGAAUCGUGAACACACUGGACACCGUUUGUCCUGCCGAUCAUCCUGCUGUUGUUAAUGCGCACACAAUGAUUCAACAACUUGCCAUGGCUACUAAAGACGUCAAAUUAACCAUUGAUGUAUUGAAAAAGCUUUCUGAUUUAAUUUUGAAGAUUGAUGGUGGUGAGCGUUCCAUCGCCUAUGGAUACAAUGAAUCUCGUAUUGGGAACUUGUAUGCAACCAUAGAUGAUUUGAACAGUAGUUUGAAGGCCAUCAUUGAAGCGCGGGAAGUUUUCACCAAGGAGUUGGGUCUAAACGAUCAAACUACUGUGCAAUGUAAGCAAUGGAUUUCUGGUAUUGAAAAUUUGAUUCAAAGUAAAUUACAGCAGAAGAAAUUAAACCAGCAACAAGCCUCUGUCAAUAACGCGCCUACUCACAACUCGAAAAAGAAUUCUAAAAACUCUAAAAAGGGUGAAAAGCCUAAUCCCGAAAUUGCGAACAAAUCGAUUGAUGAAUUGAUUAACUUUAUUGAAGGUGGCUCUGCCAAGAAGACUAAAAGCAAGAAAAAAUCUAACAAGCAAUGA
Molecule: messenger RNA, 3717 nt
Organism: Lachancea fermentati
Lineage: Eukaryota; Fungi; Ascomycota; Saccharomycetes; Saccharomycetales; Saccharomycetaceae
Source: the annotation of a GenBank genome assembly